AUGAAAAUAACAACUUCUUCUUUAAAGUUGUUUAAGAACACUUGUAGAAGAUAUCCAAAACUCAUAUUUUUUGCAGUGAUUUCAACAAUAACAUUGUUUUCUUUGAUGUUUAUCUAUAUUUAUGCACUUGUAUCAUUCACUUAUUCAUAUAAAUCAUCUACUGGUUCAAAAGUGAUAUCUGUUAAUAAAAAUUCAGCCCUAAAUUUUGAUAAAAUGUUGAAAGAAAGUAUGGAAUAUAUAAAUAAAGAAAUGGAUGUAAUUUUAGAGCUUGAAGAUAGACAUACACAGAACAACUCUUUUAGAAAACUAGAUCCCUAUCCAUUGCCAAUUGUGCCAAUUCGUAUGACAUUAAACACGGCUGUAUUUAAGUAUUCAACACAGAACGGAAAAAACACUGUUCUAAAGAGAAUUAUUUGGGAUCCAAAGUCAAAAGUUAAUGAAGAUGUUGUUUGUGAAUCAUUAAAAAACAAACAUGAAAAUAUAAUUGAUUGUUACAUGUCAACCAGAAUGAAUAGGGUUGUUAAUGGAGAGAAACAGACAUUAAUUUGGAUAUUUUUUGAAUACAUGGAUGUUAAAAUAACUGAAAAGAAUGUAUUUAGGGAUGAGGACACCAUAAGGGCAAUCUUAAUUGAUGCUCUAAAAGGACUAAAGUAUUUACAUGAUAAUCGAUUAGCACAUUUAGAUUUUAAAAUAAUGAAUAUAAUGGGAAAAACUAGAAGAGACGGAAGUAUUGUUUAUAAAUUAAUAGACUUUGGAUUUACACAACCAAUUCUUGAAGAUAAUGAUAAAUAUGAUGAGAAUGCAAUGAAAGAAAUACGUGGUAAGAAUUAUGGAACAUUUCCAUUUAAGGCACCGGAAGUAAUGAGAAGUAGUUUACAUGGAUUUAAAAGUGAUGUGUGGUCACUGGGAGCAACUGCUUGGUAUCUAUCAAUAGGUAAGAUUCCAUUUUAUAAGUCAAAAGGACAGAAAGAUAUGGAAAGUUAUAGGAUGUUUGCAGGAUUAAUGAAGAAGAGUCUUGAAGAUCAUAAAAGAUUUAAAUUUAAGAGACAAACUUCACCAGAACUAAGAGAUUUUAUAAUCAGCUGUAUGAAAUUAGACUAUGAAAAUAGACCAUCAGUAAAUGAAUUACUUGAACAUCCUUUUAUUUUAAAUGAACGGAUUAUAUUAGAAGAAGAUGAAAGUGAUGAUUAUUUGUCUUUGAUUAAAUAA
Molecule: messenger RNA, 1209 nt
Organism: Hepatospora eriocheir
Lineage: Eukaryota; Fungi; Microsporidia; Hepatosporidae
Source: the annotation of a GenBank genome assembly